Molecule: messenger RNA, 690 nt
Organism: Moneuplotes crassus
Lineage: Eukaryota; Ciliophora; Spirotrichea; Euplotida; Euplotidae
Source: the annotation of a GenBank genome assembly
GGGAAAUAACCAAUGCUGAACUAUGAGAGCCAAAAAGGAUGAAAAACCUGGAGCUAGAAUCAAUGAAAACAAAUGUUUUGAUCAAGUUCUGACCAUAGAAUGCUCAGCUGAAAAAGAAAUGCUUGAGCCACUAGAAACUGCAAUCCGAUAUUGAACUGAAGAAUACGAUGAAGAUGACCUUCUUACCUUCAUCGAUACCUCAAAGGUUUAUAAAAACCACGAAGAACUACCUUCAAUAUUGGUAAACCCAAAUGCUGACUUAAAAAAUAAUAUUUCUUUGGUCAAGAAGAUGAAAAAUUAUUCUUCCACAAGAAGAAAGCAUUUUUCUCCAAAGCUUGUUAGAGCCAGACGUUCUAAAAGCAAUGUUUGCUGUAAACCACCUAAAAAAAUAAUAAAAGCAAGCCUUAAAGCCUCUAAGAAAUCACGUAAAGUUUACAACAAAUCUGAGAAAUGCCAAGAUUCUAAACCCUCAAGCAUCAGAAGACUUAAAAUGGAGAAUAUAGUUUCCUACUGAGAUGAAGAAUACUUUCCAACUUUAGAACAAAGCAAGCAGAAAUCAUUACCCAAGAAAGCCUUGAAGCUCAAGGAGGAGUAUAACUGCUCUCUUGAUGACGAAAGUGUUUCAUCAGUUAGUAUCAGCACUCCUUAAAAACCAACAAGUAUAUUACAAGUCAUCCUUUAAAAAGUUGC